AUACGCGACUCCCAGCGCCAGAUAAAAGUAUACCCAGACAAUCAAGAAGUUCCACAUCGACAGCACAUUAUCAGCUAAGCACCAAAUGUAUAAAAGAAACGUGAAGAGCAAUUUUAGAGCAUCAGUUCUACAGUUGAAGCAAACGGUCUGCCGAAUAAUAUAAGUUCUAAAUUCUCAAAUCCGGUUCUUAAAUUAAUUCAAAACUAAAAAUGAAACCAAUCCAAAUCCUCGUGGGACUCAUUUAUCUCUUUUGUCUACUUCACGAACUCCUCGCAGCGCCAACUGAUCCUUUCGCAUUGGAACUAGAGGAAGAUCUACAUCUGUCUCUGCAGCAGGAGCAGCCGGGCUUGGUGUUACAUCGUCAGAAACGUGCAACUUGCGAUCUCCUGAGCGCUUCGUCUUUGUCAGCUGCUCUUUGUAAUGCCCACUGCUUUUUCAUCGGUAAAGGUAGCGGUAAAUGUAAUCGGUAUGGUGUUUGCGAGUGUAGUAAAUGAGGAACACUGUAGUGGUUUAUAAUGGAUGACGAGGGAUAUCUUUUUUUGCCAAAAACUUUCAAUAAUAAAAUACAUAUGAAUAAAAAACAAAUAUAAAAAUAUAUGUGAAUGUGAAUAUUAUUCGAAUCUGCUUCGCUACUAUAUUUGUAAUAUUAUUACGUAAAGGAAAGUUAGGAAAA
Ceratitis capitata (Mediterranean fruit fly) is the source of this 673-nucleotide messenger RNA. Its product is annotated as defensin-2-like. The transcript has a single exon. Bases 210 to 494 code for a protein of 94 amino acids. The record is from RefSeq and is a predicted model, not a curated record. NCBI's taxonomy places the organism in Eukaryota, Metazoa, Arthropoda, Insecta, Diptera, Tephritidae. Gene Ontology annotation, biological process: defense response.